Molecule: messenger RNA, 1359 nt
Organism: Panicum virgatum (switchgrass)
Lineage: Eukaryota; Viridiplantae; Streptophyta; Magnoliopsida; Poales; Poaceae
Product: protein NODULATION SIGNALING PATHWAY 1-like
Exons: 2
Coding region: 1-1359 (452 amino acids)
Biological process (GO): regulation of DNA-templated transcription
Cellular component (GO): nucleus
Molecular function (GO): sequence-specific DNA binding; DNA-binding transcription factor activity
Source: RefSeq, a predicted model, not a curated record
AUGAGCAAUGAGCGAGGAGACCAAGAAUCCACCGCCGCCACAAGCAGCGGCGCCUCGGAUUGGCUCGACGAGUCCAUCGCCUUCCUCGCCGCCGACCUUGACGUCGGCCUCGGUGCUUAUGGCUGGUUGCAGGCAUCAGCGGAGGAGGAGCAGCAGCAGGGCAUCGACAGCAUGGUGGCGGAGACACGGCUACCUCCGACCACCACCAUCUUGCCCCAGUCAGGCCUGGGCCCUGUUUCCACUAGCGUUGCAUCGUCGCCGGUGGCGUCGCCGGGGGAGUUUGGGCAGCCAAGGAAACGCAAGUCACCGCAGCACAGCAGCCAACACUAUCCGGUUGGAGGUGGCCCCGAGCUUGACAGCGGAGGAACGAGCAGCAGCCGGAAGCCGAGCAAGAAGGGCAGUGCAAAGCCAGGUGCUGCGAGCUUGGGCUGGGAUGCGAGGUGGGCGGAGCAGCUGCUGAACCCGUGCGCGGUCGCCAUCGAGGCGGGCAACCUGCCGCGCGCGCAGCACCUGCUGUACGUGCUCGGCGAGCUCGCCUCCUUCUCCGGCGAACCAAACCACCGCCUGGCCGCGCACGGGCUGCGCGCCCUCACGCAACGCCUCCCGCACGCCGUGGGUCCAGCGGCCGCGGCGACCGUGAAGAUGCCACCCUGCGAGUGCCCGACGCCGAUGUUCUCCGGCGUCGACCCGCGCCUCUUCCGCGCGUUGCUCAUCAGGUUCAACGAGGUCAGCCCGUGGUUCGCGGUCCCGAACGCGCUCGCCAACGCCGCGAUUGCGCAGUGGCCGACGCUGCUCGAGGCGCUCACCCGCGUGCCACGGGGCUCCACGCCCCCCGCCGUCCACCUCACGGUCGGCGGCCCCGCGGCCGCCCCACCGGUGUCGUUCUCCGCUUCACCUCCCGGCUACGACUGCUCACCGCAGCUGCUCCGGUACGCCAAGACCAUCAACCUGGACCUCGCCAUCGUGCAAACACCAUGCACGGACAGCCUGCACGGCACUCUCACCCCCGGCGAGACCCUCGUCGUCUGCCUCCAGUUCCGGCUCGGCCACGCCACCGCCGACGAGCAGGUAGCAGUACUCCGAAACAUCAGGAGCCUCAACCCAGAGCUACUAGUCCUCGCCGAGCUGGACUACGGCGGCCGAAGCGACGGCAGCGUGGCGAGCGAGUUCGCGGCCAGGCUGGAGCAUCUCUGGAUGUUCCUGGACUCGACGGCCGCUGCGUUCAAGGGCCGGGACGCCGACGAGAGGCGGGUGAUGGAAGCGGAGGCCGGGACGGCACUGGCGGCCACGUCGAGGCGUGGAGCGGCCGUGGACGGACGUCGGGGGGCGAGGCGGUGGAGACGGCCAAGGCGCUGCUGA